Molecule: messenger RNA, 6976 nt
Organism: Pectinophora gossypiella (pink bollworm)
Lineage: Eukaryota; Metazoa; Arthropoda; Insecta; Lepidoptera; Gelechiidae
Gene: Spred
Product: sprouty-related, EVH1 domain-containing protein 1
Exons: 13
Coding region: 156-1409 (417 amino acids)
Biological process (GO): negative regulation of MAPK cascade; multicellular organism development
Cellular component (GO): membrane
Molecular function (GO): protein kinase binding
Source: RefSeq, a predicted model, not a curated record
UGGGCCCAGACUGUUUUAUUGACGCAGGCGCACUGAGGCCCAACAAAGGGCCGAAAUAAGAACGGUUCGCAAGUGAAUCUGAUGUAUUUAUGUCAUAAAAAUGGUGAAAUCUGUGAAGUGGCGAGUAGAAAUUAGGAUAUUCGACGUGUCGAAUCAUGACCGAGGCAUCUGAAAAUGCCUACUUGGUGCGCGUGCGAGCGCAGGUGAUGUGCCGCGACGAGGGCACCGGCGGCUGGCUGGCGCUCGGGGGCGGCGGCCUAGCCCACGUCAUGGUGGGCCGCCGCCCGAGGCACGCGCGCACACAAGGUGGCAGCGACAGUAACGGCGACACAACAUCGUCGACGACCAUCGCCCCGGCCGCGCCCAGCCACGAAUACUUCAUACACGGCCGUCGAAUUAGCGAUAACAUGGUAGUCCUAGAAUGCACGAUAAAGAAAGACUUCCAGUACAACAAGGUGAUGCCGACCUUCCACCACUGGGUUACUGAUGAGAAGCGGUUCGGCCUCACGUUUCAGACAGCGGCGGAUGCUCGGGCGUUUGACAAGGGAGUCAGGACUGCCAUUGAAGAACUCUUGGACGGUCUGGGCGGGGCGUGGCCAUCGCUUCACGCGUACAAAAAACACAAUCCAGCGCCUAAAGAGGACGACGAGGAACAGAACAUAUUCGAGUGCCUGAACCUGCCGUCGGACUCCAGAUCGUCCUCAGAGAACUCGACGGCGUCGCGCGCGCGGCGGCGUCACGACGAGCUGGCGCAGACGCCCAUACUGUCGGCCAUCAACCUGCCCACGCACGGACACUCCGAGUCGAUGAAGCCAUACGAGAUGCAGUACGAAGAGAAACUGGAAGAUUCCGACGCGGACCGAUGUCCCUACGUGCACCUUUCUGCGGUGCAUGAGUACACGUACCCGUCUGUGGGCGCCGGUGUGGUCAGCUCGGAGAAGUCCUCGCCCAACACGAAGCCGCCACUGCUCAAACGGGACUCCGGGUCAAUAAAGAAGUGUGGGUAUAGCGGACCGCCGCCAUUACCAGACAAGAAGCCUACAGACACCUUCCAAGCCCGGUUGAAAUGCAGACACUGCCACGAAUGGUACUUGGAGAGCGCGAACCGCGCAGGCGCGUGCGAGUUCGCGCCCGACUGCUUCAAGUCGUGCAUCGACUGCGUUACGUGUAUCAAGUGUGCACAGUGUAUGCUGUACCACUGCAUGUCGGACGCGGAGGGCGAGUUCGCCAUGCAUCCGUGCGCGUGCGGCCCGCCGGACAACUCGUGCGCUAAACGGUGGGCGGGCGUGUCCCUGCUGUCGCUGGUGGUGCCGUGCCUGUGCUGCUACCCGCUGCUGCGCGCCUGCCACGCCGCGGCGCGCGCGCGCCUGGCCGGCCGCCACGCGCCCGCGCCCCCGCCCCCGCAAUAGCACUACGCCGCCCCUGCCGCCAGGGGCGCUAAUCUACCUACCACGGUAGCCGGCCAAUGGGUUACCGAGCAGCCGGGGAUGAGUAGCCGGCCCAGGGACUUGGAAAAGAUGGACCCGGACUUCGGGAGGAUCAAGUAUGACCACAACCGCAAGUUCAAUGAAGACUUCGAACUGCUGUUGCAGCCGAAGAAGUGAGCAUUUAAAAAAAUAUAAUUUCAUUAUUAUUAAUUACAUAUUACUUGUCGAUUCUGUAAACUUCAUAUCACCCUUUCCUAUAUAUUCUCACCGUUCAAACCUUCCCUGGACUUCUACCACACGCCGGAUAUUCGAAACCCUCGUUUUACACACAGUUUAUAAUGUGUAGUUAUAAACAAAAUAUAACAAUGCCUUCAAAUAAGUUGUUGUUUACAAUCUUAUAAUUGAGAAAUCUAAUAUUUGGCACUAAAAAUGUCUUCAUUUUUUAAAGAUUUUUUUGUUUAACAAACUAUGAAAUGUAGAUAAGAAUCACACUAAAAGUGUUAAUACACUUUUCCGAGAAUCGACUUAAACCAAAAUCAAAUAACGCCGAAUAAAUUGCAAGGCCAAUCCGGCUUAGUUUUUUUGUUUAACGUGGUUUUGUACCGCAUAAUUAUCUUGGUCGUAUAUCCUUUAUAUACUGUUACUGAUUCCAGUACGGUCACGAGCAUUAAUAUGUAUACACUUUGGUACCAUAUCACAUUAACUUUCUUGACAAAUUGAACUGAAGUCUCACUAAAUGUCAAAUAUGUUAGUGCGACAGAGUCCUAAAGUGGGUACAUUAUUAUUGCUCAUGACUGUACACACCGUCUAAUUUUAAGUUGUACCUGUCAUUUUCUUACCCGCUGAAAAAGAAAGGGACGGGUAAUCGAUUGACAUUUUUAUGGAACACAGGUCAAUUUUAUUCAGAAAUUUGAAAAUCCCUUCCAUAGUUGUAUAUUGGCCAAUAACCCGAUAGAAUUAAGUUGACAGCACACGUCAAACGUGUCGCAUAUUGCGCGAGAUGCCUAUUUUAUUCGCCCGGGUUAUUCAUUCAUUUUAAAAUUAACAGUUGUCAAUUAUCCGUCCCUUUCCAUUUCGGCGGAUAAGAAAAUGACAGGUAUAACUUAGGAUGUGUCUGCAGGAAUCGGGGCCGCUAUUAAUAUAUAUGCAUUUCAUCCCGGCUUAAGUCGCUUCCAAAUUACCAAGUGUGAAUAAAACCUAUUGUCUUAUCUCUAUACUUGUGUAUUUGUGAUUCGUAUACAUUUAUGAAACGUUGAUUUGCAUUCAAAAAUGCUUUUAUUAUUAGGCUAAGUUUUAGAAGUAAGAGGGCCGUAUUCAGGAACUUUGCUUAUCACCUAUCACGUUGGUCUAAGAGAAUGCUCGGUGAGGCGUGGGUACUUAGUUCAUCUCGCGAUGGAUGUACUUCUUACUCAGUACCUCUUACAGUCGUGGUAUGGUUUGGUGGUGUAUGUUAUCUCGGUGUUUUGAUGACUAUGUGGUUCAAAUAACAGAUGAGGUUUACUAACAGACUGAAGGAUUGCGUAAACAAAAAGUUCUUAUGGCUAGCUUAUCUAUACUUAUAUCUUUUUGUUACAGGGGUCUAAAAAAGCGACAUCGAAGCAAUUUACCCAAAAAGCAAUAUUUCAAUUUCAUACUUGCGCAUAUAAACGUAAGUGCGCAAAUAGCAAUAUUGCUUUCUUAGAUGAAUUGCUUCAAUGUGGCAAUCUUAUCCCCCCAAGUUGUGUAUAAGCUACGCAACAAAAGGAUGGAAAAAAUAAGAAAAUUUUCUCGAAUACGGCCCAGGGGGAGUGGUACCAAAUUACUAACAGCAAGCAUAAGUAGGGGUUAGAAAAGUUAUCAAUAAGAACUUACAGUUGUAAAACAACUAAGUAUGUCUUAUUCCAAAAGUUACAUACUCUUUUCUAAAAUACCCUGAAAAGGUACCGAUGAAACACCAAAUACCCUAUAAUCGGGGUAGAAUUCCACAAAAAAAACUAUACUUCACUUUUUAAAUCUGGCAACAUUGGUCUCAUCUUAAUCGCCAGUGUUGCUAUUUCGAUUUAAAAAUAUUUACAUAUUUUUUUGUAUUGAAUUUAGCGUCCCCUAGAUUGGCAGUUCGUUUGGGCUCAGGCGAAGUGCGAUUGACGGGACGCUAUUGCACGAUCAAUCGCUGAUUGAUGAACGUCAAAAGUGGCUUUAUAAAUCCUAAAGAUUGGCUAGUGUUUAUUAUGAACUUAGAUCAGUUCUACACUAGCGUAAAUGUGUGCGUGACUUCGGCAAGUCUUUGCUAAAAUGUAUAGAAUUUUGAACGCGUUUUUCAGCGUUAAGGGUGCGACCCUUUUUCAGCACAAAUCAGUGACUGUUCCACUGAAAUGCACAAUUUAUUUAACAGAACGAAUAUAAGUGUAAGUAAGUACAAAUAUGCAAUGCAAAUAGAAUGUUAUCACUGUUUAUGUUCAGGUUAAUAACACUAAAAUCAUUAUUUUUAUGUUAAAUUCCAUGAUAUAUACAAAUAUAUAUUUGGGUCUCCUAUAAAUCUAUAACAUUUGACAAAAAGCCUAUAUAUACGUCCCACAGGUGGGUUUAGGCGUCCACUCAAACAACCAGAGGAGGUAUGUAGCAUACUCCACCACGCUGCUCCACUGCGGUUUAGUGGAGGAUAUCAAUAAAUGAGGGUAAAUCAUGCGAUUAAAUCUACGUUCUAAACUGUAGAUCGUGAAUUCCUUAAAAAAAACUGCAUUUUUAAUACUCUGAGCUGUACGUGAGCGUAUAAAUGUACCAUAUAUUAUCGCCUAUUGAAUUUAAAAUGAGUGUUUCUAUAACGCGUUAACCACACGUCGUAAAAUGGCAAAGAAAUGUCGAAACGUCAAAAUGCCGACUUGCCAUAGGUUGUUUAACCCCCUCUACGUCAAAUUUAGACGUAUUUUGACAUCACUGCGUCAUUUUACGGCUUGUAGUUAAGACGUUGAUAUUAACUCUUACGGCCGUAACUCUUAAACCUGGUGUAACUUUUUAAACCGAACAUAAACUAAGAAUAAGCAUUAGCUACAAAUAAUCGAAAUAACUUAUACCUAGGAUAACCUUGGUGUAAUGUCUUUAGAGAUCAUAUAUCUUCGUGUACUUUUAACGCUCACCAUCUGUCCAGCCAAGUAGAAAAAUACCAUGUAUACUCAUUAUUUUCAAUAAAGGAGACCCAAUAUUUUUCCAAGAAGAUUGUUAAUCAAAUGUGAAAUUGACUUACUUGAUUUAUGUUUUAACUACUUUAAAGAUCAAUAGAAUAAGAUAUAACUUGAUAAACAAAUGAUACUUACUAUUACAGUGAUCAAAAUCUAAUAUUUUACUAAGAUAUAAAGCUAUCCAGUGUAAGGCAGUCACAUUGUUUAGUAAAUAAGAAUGUUCUUACAAUUUAGUCUUUGGUACACUACGUUCUGGCAGCAUGAAUCUACACAACUCCAUUAGAAAUAAGUAAAAAAAUAUAUUUAUUCGUACUUUUGUCAAAUAAAAGCGAGGAAAGUGAAAAACGUGACGUCAAGAACUUUUAAAAAGCGAACGACGGUUUGUGUGACUAGUGCAAUGUCAGACAGUUUUUUACUAUGGCAACACUGAAGUGCAAAGUGCAAGUGAUUGAACGCUUAAGUGUUUCAGUGGUUAACAAGACUAUAAUCGUGUUUAAAAAGUGGCAACACCCCAACAGGGUUGCAACUUAAGUGUAGAAUUAUUGAUUAGGGCAGUCCUUUGGGCUCAAAAACUGCGCCAAAUUAGUAAUUUCUACCCCCUGUAAUUUAUUCAAAUUUUUCCAACUUUUUUAUACAUAUGGGCUAGUGUUGCCAUAUAUAAAUUAAUGUUGCCACUUUACGUCUAUGUAUUUAAAAAAUAUAUUUAAAAUCGGUGUUUUGUGCGAAUUUCGUGAACCGCUUCGAUUCGCUAUGAUCCAAAUAUAUGCAAUUUACAAUGUCGUUUAAGAUCUAUGUAUUGUGCCAUAUAAUAGUUGUUUGUUUUCAUAAGUUUAAAGUAAUUCAUUUGUAUGAAAGUUUCUGUAUGUCUUCCAUGACUAUUCAACUUUUGACUUUUGCAGUUUUCUAUUAUCUCUGGAAUUAUCUGAAUGUUAAAAAUGCAAAAGUUAUAAAGAAAAUCUUAGAAUUUGUCAUAAUUUCUUUGUCGAAUUGUUAUAUUUGAAUUAAAUGUUACCUGUUUGGAUAUCUCACUAAUGAGUUGAAUUUAUGCGAAUUUUAUUCAAUGUACAUGACAAAUUGUUAUACAAAAGUUAACAUAUCUCCUCAAUGUUAUAUAAUGUCGACGUUUAUGCUUCUGUAAUAACUUCUAGCAUAAAUUUAAACUUUUUAAACACGUUUAAAUUUAGGCAAGAAACUCGAUGUACUUUAGAGUACGCUGUUUUCAUUUUUAUAAAUUAGAAUUAUUUAAAAUUACGGGUAGAAAAAUUAGAUUACGAAAUUUUCGAUUCUCGUCGAAGUUGUAAUAUUUUACUGUAUUUCAUUUCUUUUCUAAUUAAGAAUAAAACAUGUAAUGUCACUAAACAACAUAUUUAUUAUUAGUGUUAACUAUACAUAUAACAUUAUAUGUUAAACAUUUUAAAUAUAUAAAUGUUCAUGUGGAAAUUUACAUUUAAAUUAAUAGUUUCUAAGUAUUAUUAAAUUUAAAGUAAUUGUAUUUUGUCAAAUCGCCCAUUUUCGCCCCUACUGUAUGGAUCUACACUGUCUAGUCUAAUCACUGAACAAAACUAUAUUUUCAAUUCAUCAAUUUUUUACUCAUUCAGUUUUAAAUAAAAAAAAAACGACCAAUUUUUUUGUAUAUUUAUAAAAAUAAGAAUUCAAAUGAAAUUUAUCUAAAGGUUCUUUCUGUUUGCGAGGUCUAUCACAAAUCUUCAAAACGCAUAUAAAAAAAACGAUAAAAAACAUGGGAGAAGAAAAAAUAUAAAAUCCUCAAAAUUUUCAUAGGAUUUAAUAAAAAGGGCUCACUUAUGGAAGUUUUCGACGAUUUUAUAUUUUUCGAUUGCGAUCACGAUUUUCUUGAAUGUAGACAUAGAAAAUGUGAUUGCGAGCAUUAGAUGACGGGAACCAAAAGCUGUUAGUUAAGGCCGUAACACACAGACACCAGAAUUAUCGAGUGACGGACCUCAACAUAAGAAAGAACCUUAUUUUUUCAGAACAAAAUAUUACUCCGCGUAAUUAAUUCAUUAAUUAUUCUUCUAGUUUUUAAUUAUAUAAUGUAAUAAAUGUUAAGUGUUUAACAUUAAGGAACUGUAUUUUAACUAUUUGUUUUUUAACUCUAAAAAUCGAAAAGCGAUAUAUCCAAUUUAUAAUAUUUUCCGUUUUCCAAAAACUAAACAUAAAAAGCUAGAAAUAUAAAGAGACUUUAAAAAUAUUUACUGUAGUAAUUUUAAAUUAUAUUUUUAAGGUUAAAAUUAAUACAUUGGGAAAUAUGUAAAAGCAGAUAAAAUUAUAACAAACCAAAAAGUAAAUUUGUAAGGCGCCCCAGCGGUGUCAGUUGGUUGUUUAAUUAAUAAAAUUAAAUGUAUUGAAAUAUGGAAUAAAUAAUCGUAAUAAAAAUAU